AGUAGCUGUCACUGUCAGCUGGCGUUCGCCGAAUUUUUUUGUUGACAAGUGAAUUGAAGUGGUUGGUGUUUCAGAUUUAUUUAGUUAAAAUUGGAAAUAUUUACUUGUGACUAAAUUGAAGAAUAAUCUUACAGAGUUUAUUUAUUUAUUUGUACCAUUAUACUGUUCAAUGCUUGCCAGGAUUGUGAACUCUUUGCCACUCGGCCUAUCUCAACAGAUAACGAAGCUCUAUUUUCAAGCUUUGGUCCGCAACCAACGUGAAGCUCACAGCGCUAUUGAGCAUCUCCAGUACAAAAACAUGGAUGUGAAAAUUCUGCCUGCCUUGCAAGACAACUACAUGUACCUCAUUGUGGAUAAGGCCACAAAAGAGGCUGCAAUCGUUGAUCCUGUGGACCCUGGUGCUGUAUUGAAGGCUGUGGAGGAACAGGGUGUGAAUUUGACAACUGUGUUGACUACUCAUCAUCAUUGGGACCAUGCAGGAGGCAAUUCUGACUUAGUGAAACAGCAUCCUGGUCUUCAAGUGUACGGUGGAGACGACCGCAUAGGUGCCUUAACCAAGAAGGUUCAACACAACACUCGGUUCAAUGUUGGGAACCUAAAUGUGCAGUGCCUGUUCACACCGUGCCAUACGUCAGGCCAUAUCUGCUACUUUGUAUCUGCUCCAGAAGAAGGAAAUGAUCCAGCAGUUUUUACAGGUGAUACACUGUUCCUGGCUGGAUGUGGCAGGUUCUUUGAGGGUACAGCUGAUCAGAUGCACCAGGCUCUGAUAAACAUACUCAGUGGACUCCCAGACCAGACCAAAGUGUUUUGUGGCCAUGAGUACACUUUACAAAACCUGAAGUUUGCAUCUCAUGUAGAACCUACCAAUGAGGAGAUAAAGAAAAAGAUGGAGUGGUCUAAGGACAUGAGAGAGAAAGGCAAACCUACAGUCCCAUCAACUAUUGCAGAGGAAAAGUUAUACAACCCAUUCAUGAGGGUAAAUCAAUCUUCAGUCAUGAAGUUUGCCAAAUCAAAUGAUGAGAUUGAAACCAUGAAAAUUAUUCGCCUCCACAAGGACAACUUCAAAGCUUGAAAAAUAUAUUAAGUACUAGCAGCCGCCCGCGACUUCGUACGCGUGGACCCCGUUUUACCCUUAGGGGUGAAGUUUCGAGGUUUUUAGGGUUUACCCGGAAAUUAUUCAAACUUUUCUCGCUGUAAAAACCAUCCUUGGACUUUAACAAACAUUUUAAAAAAAGAAUUGGUAAAAUUGGUCCAGGCGUUGUUGAGUUAUGCGCUUACCAACACAUUUUGCGAUUCAUUUUUAUAUUAUAGAUAUCAACAAUGGAAUCGUAGGCAUUUGAUUUGGGGCACAAUAUAUUUUUAUUUUAUUGUUGUGGAUUUUUGUUAUGAAAUAAAAGUUAAAAUUUUACAAGUACAUUUCUGUUUAUUGUUGUUAAACAACUCAAUUCAGUUCCUUACAUAAGCUGGAGUUUGUAUUAUUGAUACCUUUCAAGAUUAAAAUUUGUAGCAAGUUUACAAUGAGUUUCAAAAUACAAAGUUAUAGAUUUAUUGCUUUUCAAGCUUUUGCAAUUCCAAUUUACUAAAAUCUGUAUGAAUGAUGUACAAAAACUUGCCUUUAUAAUAAACUCAGAACCAGACAAAUUAGAGAUGCACCGAAUGUAGAUUAAACCGAAUACGAAUGUUCGGCCGAAUAUUCGGUUCAAAAUGUACCGAACCGAAUAUUCGGCCGAAUCAUUCGGUUCAAAUUUGAUUAAAACUUAAAUUACCAACUAAUGUUGACUCUUAAAGUUUCUAUAAAUUUGUUUUUUAAUUUCAUUUGUGAACGGAUGAUAUAAUUUGUUUAUUGUUGAUUUUAAAGAAUUUUAUUUGACUUACAUUGAAUUAAAACUACAAAUAGUUAUAACAAUUCCUAGUUCACCAUUCACUAGCAUACCUACAUUCCUAGAUAGAUAUUUAUUUAAAAAAACUUAUUUGAUUUUAUAAACAUAUUUGAAUACUUGUGUUGGUUCCUUAAGAUAGUAGUUAUUACAUUACAACUAUUCUAAAAAAAGUUUUCUGAAAAUAGUUGUUUGUUACUCAAAGCAGUUUUGGCAGUGUCCUUAAAUUUUUCAAUUUCAUAAAAAAUAAAUUUAUCUUUUUAUUUCACAAUAAAUAAUUGGUACAAGUAGUUUCUGGUUCAUUUUCAAAAACUAUAAAAUACUUUCGCUAUAAACCACACUUAUUUAGUAAUUAGUUAACCAAACUGUUUAAUUAAAUAUUAUUUUUUUAAUUGUUAACAAUACUUUUAAUAUUCGGUAAUUAUU
Ostrinia furnacalis (Asian corn borer) is the source of this 2303-nucleotide messenger RNA. RefSeq names its product hydroxyacylglutathione hydrolase tenzing norgay (gene tzn). NCBI's taxonomy places the organism in Eukaryota, Metazoa, Arthropoda, Insecta, Lepidoptera, Crambidae. Gene Ontology annotation, molecular function: hydroxyacylglutathione hydrolase activity. The coding region runs from base 170 to 1072 and encodes 300 amino acids. The transcript is spliced from 6 exons. The record is from RefSeq and is a predicted model, not a curated record.